Lactuca saligna is the source of this 957-nucleotide messenger RNA. NCBI's taxonomy places the organism in Eukaryota, Viridiplantae, Streptophyta, Magnoliopsida, Asterales, Asteraceae. The record is from the annotation of a GenBank genome assembly.
AUGAUCGAUUCCGAGUUCAAGAACAAGGUUAAGUCUGAUUUGGAAGUGUUUUUGAAAUCGAAGCAAUAUUAUCACCGUCUCGGCCGUGUCUGGAAACGAAGUUAUCUACUCUACGGCCCAUCGGGAACCGGAAAAUCAAGCUUUAUCGCUGGAAUGGCAAAGUUUCUGUGUUAUGACGUGUAUGACGUGGAUAUGUCGAAGAUCACCGGCGAUUCGGAUCUGAAACUGCUUUUGUUACAGACGACAAGCAAGUCUAUGAUUGUGGUAGAGGAUUUGGACCGGUAUCUGGUGGAGAAAUCAACGGCUGUGAGUUUAUCUGGAAUUUUAAAUUUCAUGGAUGGGAUCGUCUCAUGUUGUGGUGAAGAGCGCGUAAUGGUUUUCACGGUCAGCAGUAAAGAUCAGAUCGAUCCAACGGUUCUAAGGCCUGGGAGAAUAGACGUUCACAUACACUUCCCCUUAUGUGAUUUCUCUUCAUUCAAAAAUCUUGCCAAUAGUCAUUUAGGGAUUAAAGAACACAAGCUUUUCCCACAAGUUGAGGAAAUUUUCCAAACCGGGGCGAGCUUGAGUCCGGCUGAGAUCGGUGAGAUCAUGAUAUCGAACCGGGGGUCACCCACAAGAGCUCUUAAAACGGUUAUCAAUGCUUUACAAACAAACCAUGAUAGCAGAUUAAGUGGGAAAUUCAGACUAUCUCAUAAAUUAAGUCAAAACGGUUCAGUUACCGGGUCAGCCGGAGCUCAACGGAAUUUGAGCCAUAGCGGUUCUAUUGAUGGGUUAGUGGAUUUGCCUUCAAGAUUGGUUUCCACUGGUUCAACAAGAACCGCUGAGGAGUCGAGUGAAACGGGUAUAUUUUGUAUGGAAAAUGGUCAUACAGGAAAGGAACUUAAAAAAUUAUAUGGAUUAUUGAAAAAUAGGAGUCGUCGAAAAGAAUCGGUGGAUUUAGAUGGAGGAAAAUUGUAG